Nannizzia gypsea CBS 118893 is the source of this 867-nucleotide messenger RNA. RefSeq lists its product as hypothetical. Gene Ontology annotation, cellular component: kinetochore. Bases 1 to 867 code for a protein of 288 amino acids. The record is from RefSeq and is a predicted model, not a curated record. Gene Ontology annotation, biological process: protein localization to kinetochore; kinetochore assembly; attachment of mitotic spindle microtubules to kinetochore. The transcript has 3 exons. Lineage: Eukaryota; Fungi; Ascomycota; Eurotiomycetes; Onygenales; Arthrodermataceae.
AUGGCUGAUACUGUUUCCUCUGAUGCGCUGGCGCAGAUUCAUGCUCUAGACAAAGAUAUACCCGAAGACGCUCUGGCAAUUAUUCGAAUCAGCGAGCCUAUUGGCACCUCGGACGGGAACACAGCAGCAGACCGGUCGCCCUCAAAGCGUACCUCUGACGUGUCCACGGAUGCGUAUGAUAAUCCAACACCAGCGACCUUAGAAGCAGACUUAACGCAUUAUAAGGAGCUAUUCUCAAAGUUGCGAUUUUCCUAUCUUGAACAAGUCACAAAAGAGAAGUUUCUGCGUGCUAUUGUUGGUGACCCACCGCUAGUUGUUGCGCAUAGCGACAAUGUCGAGCUGGAAGCGGAACUUGCACAAGUAAAAGAGGAGUUGCAGCGGCGGAAAGAAGAGGUUAGGAUAUCAGUAGAGGAGAUGGAAAAACUUAGCAGAGACUUAGCCAGAAGGUAUGAAAACGUACAGUUACAAACCACGCAGCUUUCCGAGUUGCCAGCGUCGAUUGCGAAUCUUGAAGAGAUAAUUAGCAAACUGCGAGCUGCUCAGUCAGCACAGCUUCAAGAGCGUUCCUCUUCAUCUCCAUCUCAAAAUCUCCCUCUUGAAGCUACUCUACGACUUCUGGCGAACAAGGAUGCUGAACUAACAGGUUUAAAGCGAACAUUGGCCUCCUCAGAAACGGCAUUAGUUCGUAAGACAGGAGAAGCUGAAGCAUUGGAGCGGGAGCUGGCUGUGUUAGAAAGGAAGAGAAACGAAGUUGUUGCGCAAGCUAAGGAGGCGCAACGACGGAAACUUCAGGGAGAGAGUGACGGGCUUGAAGAAAUGGGGCGAUGGUAUGCAGGGGCAGAGCAAAUACUAAAAAGCUUGGUAUAA